AUGUGCGGGGGGAUGGCGGCGCGGGGUCCGGGCGGGCCGCGGUGCUGGCAGAACCGGCGGGCGCGGCUGCUGUGCAUGCUGGCACUCACCUUCCUGUUCUUCGUGGUGGAGGUGGCGGUGAGCCGCGUCACGUCGUCCCUGGCCAUGCUCUCCGACUCCUUCCACAUGCUCUCGGACGUGAUGGCCCUUGUGGUGGCCCUGGUGGCCGUGCGCUUCGCCCAGCGCACCCGCGCCACCAAGAAGAACACGUUCGGGUGGGUGCGGGCCGAGGUGAUGGGCGCGCUCGUCAACGCCGUGUUCCUCACGGCCCUCUGCUUCACCAUCCUGCUGGAGGCCAUCGAGCGCUUCACCGAGCCCCACGAGAUCCAGCAGCCGCUGGUGGUCAUCGCCGUGGGAGUGGCGGGGCUCAUCAUCAACCUGCUGGGGCUCUGCCUCUUCAACCACCACGGCGUCGGGGGCCACGGGCACGCCCACGGGCACGGGCACUCGCACGGCGCCCGGCAGCAGCACCCCCGCGCCGGCCCCAAGCCCGAGCCGCCGCCCGGGGACGGGGAGGCAGCGCUGCACCGCGAGGAGACCAGCACCUUGGUGGAGAACUGCAGCAGCUCCAACGGGGUCAGCCAGGAGAAGCUGGGUGAUAUGAAAGAUGACAUGGCUGACCUACAAGUGAACGGGAAUGCUGGCCAUUAUCCUCUGGAUGAAGAGGAGGUUGAAGAAGACUCUAGUGCACAACUUAACAUGCGUGGAGUUUUUCUGCAUGUUUUUGGAGAUGCCUUAGGUUCAGUAAUUGUGGUAGUGAAUGCCUUGCUCUUUUAUGGGUUGUGGAAUCCAUGCCCUGAAGAUGGGCCUUGCUUUAAUCCAUGUAUCAAUAAUCAUUGCAUGGAAAAUGCUACUUUAUCCCAAACACUUGGCAGAGCUAACAAGUCUGAGCAAGAGGGCAUUACAGUGGCUGGUCCUUGCUGGUUGCUAUAUUUAGAUCCUGUCCUUUGUUUGAUUAUGGUCUGUAUACUCCUUUACACAACUUACCCAUUACUUAGGGAAUCAGCCCUUAUACUUCUGCAGACUGUUCCCAAACAAAUAGAUGUUCAUUCUUUGAACUCAAAGUUACGUACCCUCGAAGGAGUCGAAGCAAUCCAUGAGUUACACAUUUGGCAACUAGCGGGCAGCAGGAUCAUUGGCACUGCUCACAUCAAGUGCCCUGACCCUUCCACAUACAUGAUGGUGGCAAAGCGCAUUAAAGAGAUCUUUCAUGACGAAGGGAUUCACGCAACUACCAUUCAGCCUGAGUUUGCCAGCGUUGGCUCUGAAUCGGGGAGAGGGAAAUGUGAGUUGCCUUGCAGGACUCAGUGUGCUUUGAAGCAGUGUUGCGGAACGGCGGAAGAUAGUACUGCAAAGAAGACAGAAAAAUCUUCAUCACUUAGUAUUUCUUGUUCAGAAGUUGUCAUUGAAUUUCCAAAAACGAGGAGGACUAAGUCGGAGAGCAUCCCUUCAGUGAAGCUAGAGGCAAACACUGAUCAAAAUGAGCAAUUUGAGUCAUCUUUGUAACUCCCCGAACGGUGCUACCUGAGUUGUGGUAACUUUGUCAACAGCUGUGUUGCAAGAGGAAGAGACAGACGUUUUGAGUUGCAAUUUUGCCAAGUAGUGUAAUUGCUGAAGUCCUUGUUCUUGUCAUAUUGCUAAAUAUAGAAUGCUUGUUUUAAAGAAUAUAAUGUCACUGUCAUGAUACAAUGUGUUUGUGUUGACUUUGUUUGACUGAGACAGACAGAAAGUGCACCUAUGCUGUAACAACUUCAGAAAACCAGUUUCAGCAUUUCAGCAGAGACACUUUUUGCUGUGCUUCAAAUUAAGAUUUUUUUUUUUCAAGUGAAAAGGUAUUUGAGGGAUAAGCAUGUAGGAACUCGAUUUGUGUUACAUAUUUCUUGGACCUACUUUUUCCUUUAAUAUUUGAUUUGUAGAUGUUUUAAUAUAUUGUUUAUUUAGAAGCCCUAAGAAAACCAAAGUUCAUAGAACAUUUUAAAAGAGAAAGCUACUAAAAACUGGAAACCACUUUGCAGUUUCACAUAUUUUUCUUAAAGCUAUGUAAUAAUAAUAAAUGUGAAGGCUUUUCAACUGAAUUUAUUGCAUUUUUUGAAGAGAACAUCCUGUGAUUGUUAGAAAUUGUCCUCACUUCUUUUGGUAAGGUAGCAAAGUAAUUGAAAACAACAGAUGUGAAAGGGUUUUUUUCUACCAGAAUGGAAGUUCAAGCUACUGUAUACUGCUCUGUGAUCAAGAUGUGAGACUGAUUGAUACAGUAACACAUACUUUCAUAUUUUGUGUAUUUUCUGGUGGCUUUUCUUGCUUCCAAGUUGUAUCUUGGAAGUCUUCAAUAUUUAAAGAACCCUUGACUCACAGUGCUGUGAAUCAAAAGCUGGAGCUUUAUAUUUAACUGAUGCUGAGUUUACUAAGACAAAAUAAUUAGUUAUGUCAGUAAGUGCGCAGUCGGGGAACGUCUGCCAAGCACCGACAGUAUAAUUUGUGCUUUCCAGCUCAGACAGCAGCUUCGCAACAAGUAACACAGUGGUGCAUUUUGCUUCUAGUUGAGUGGAAGCACUUGCAGUGACUACAGUCCUGGUCCCCACCGUGUCCUCAGGAGCCCUCCAGGACUUUUGAGGAAGUGGCGCAGGGAGCAGGAUUUCAUUCACUGUAUUUCACACUUUGAGGUGUUUAUGUAUCACGUAAUUUCACUUAUUAAGUAUCCAAAUCUGUGUUUUAAAAUCUUGACUCAGUUAAUUGACAACUGGCUCUAAAGAAGCUGUUACAGUAUGCUGCCAACUUACACCUUAGCAGAGAAGAGAAACUGGUCAGUGGGCUCUGUGAAUUUGGCAGAGACUAGGUGAGAGUUGAAGAUAAAACAUAUAAGAAAUAUAAUCUAAAACCCCAGCCCUUUUGAUCCACUCUCGCGUUACGUACAGGAACUAAUGUCUUGUGCUUAUUUGACUCUCCUAUGCUCAAAACUGGAAAACAACUCAGAUCUUCCAUUGUUUGUUCUAUGACUCUGGACAUGAUAAACACUUUGCCUGAGUUUCCCUGUCUUAAAAUGGGGAUAAUACCUACCUCACAGGGGUGUUGUGAGGCUUAACUCUUGUGUGAAGAGCUCUGAGAUUUGUUACUUGGAAGGCACUGAAAAAGAGUAGAAGAUACUAGAUUACAUAGUGUUUGCUACUUCUACAAAUGUAUGGCAAUACCUAGGCACAACCAGAGGGAACUGAGAAUAGUUUUGGCCUUAUGAAAUUCUUUGAUGCUGUGGUUUUCAGGUUUUUAACAGUAUUUAAAUGUAGAUUUUUUUAAAAAAAGAAUGUUUUGUUAGUGAAGGGAAUGUAGCUUUGCCUCCAGAUACAGAACACCUUGCUAGUUUGCAUUUCUUACAUGUCUCAUAUCGUAAUUGCUCCUAAAUAGUUCAAAAUAGUCCUGCUGCUCAUCGGACCUGGAUUGGCCCAAGUCACGUCAGUGGUCUUACCCAAAGCAGAGCAUUGCAGUCAACUCUCGAUUAUCCAUGGGUUGAUUACCAGUGUUGUGUAUUAACUGUGCAGUCUGCAGAGCCCAGACCAGCCCUGCAUCGCGUGCUGUGCGCUGGCCAAGUGCUGUGUGCCAAGGCAUUGGAAAAGCAGAGGCACUCAGCCGGUUCCACAGGAGCCCCUCUCACAGGGUGUGUUGGCCUGGGUGCAGCACAGCACCAGGCACUUAUUUUGCCUCUUGGCUGCUCAGAUGCAUCUGCAGGAAGCUGCAGAGUGUGGAUAGGUCGGUUCAGCUUUGCGCUGUUUUGGGGAUGUUGGUGCUUCACAGCCACCAGCAUUGCUCCCCUUUUUCUGUGUUUAUGCUUGUUGUACAGUCUCAUAAACUAACUUAAAUAUGUUAAUAUAGUAUUUAUAUAUGUUUUUGUUUUGUCUGAAUUAUCUUAACUCUUUCUUCUGUUACCUGUAUAUGAUCUAGAGUUGACUACAUUUGCAGAAUAUGCUACCACUGCUAGUAUACUACAGAAUAUUAAACAAGUAAAUUUUGAAAGGAACAAAGUACUAUUUUUUUUUUUAAAAUUUGUAUCCUUGCUUUUUAUGGUAAACUUUCACUAAUUAUUUUGAUCAUUAGUUUAAAAUUGGUCUCAAUCAUUAGUUGAGGUCCUGCUGUAUAUCUCUAAUGCACCAUAGUACUACUGCUCUUUAGUUUAUUUAAAAAGAUACCAGCAAGACAAACCGUAGUAGCACUGACUGUGACUUCUCUCCUGUUGCUAUUAUAAAAACAGAGCAACUAUUAAGUCAUAACAGUUGCCAUCGCUGGUCUCAGUAAAUGCAUCUGGAUAGAUGAAGUUGUAGUCACUAUUCCAUUUUAAACUAUUUAAUCUUUUCUUUUUGAGCCAGAAGUCAUAUUUUUCUAUUUCUGUGUCCAUUGCAGGCAAUGGCUAGCUUAAAAGACAAAAAGCUCUCCCCCUCAUUAUUUUAAUUACAGGAUGAAGAUGUGAUGGUGAUGAUGGUGAUGGGGGCAGAAGGGGGAGUUGCGUGGUCUCUCUGUCAUGUGCUGUGUUGCACGUGCAGCACCAGCUGGUGUUGACGGGGCCCUUUAGUCUCUUUAGCCUUCCAUGGCAAAUUCCCUGAAAGCAUAUAGUGAGGUCAAGUUGGUGGCUGUGCAGCAGCAGGAACAUAAUUUUUCUGUUUGUUCUGGCUGUAUGAGACCCGACUGUAGCCCACUAGCUUGUGAUAGAGCUUGAAUUUUUUUUAACCUGAUCUGUCUGAGGUUAUACAGACUUGAUUUGUUGUGAAGAUCACAGUUUCAGAAUACUGAGAUCAUUCAAAAACACUGCACAGUCUCUCUUUUUUUUUUUUCCACAAAGCAUGGCACUAGUGAAUCUCAUGUAAGUGAACACUGCAAUGGAGGGGGAGCUAAUUGUAUUGUGUAUCACAUUCCUGAAUUUUUAAAAUAAAAAGACCUAUGGAACACUGAUUUUAAGGAAAAAUAAGUUUUUACUUCAAUGUCUAGAUUGUUUAGGCUUCCGAUUAAAUGUGUCAUAGAUGUACCAAAUGUCACUGGGUGAAAUAUUUUACACUUACUAUAUGUCUCAUCCCGGAACAUGCUGUUUUAGAAUCACUUCUUAGAUUAUAUCUGCGCCUAAGGUGCAGUGCAGAACUAAUUCAGACACUCAGUGGGCUAGCCACAGCUCCAUCAAGCUUCCGUUGUAGCAGGGUGAAUCGUUUCUGUGGAACCCCUCAUAAUUUUAGCUUGGUUGCUUUAAACAGCCAUUCUGGGCUGUUGGUGGUAUCUGUUGCUGCUGCAUCGUGGUGUGCGGUAUGGACAGACACAGAGUUAUGCAAAAGAACUCGCCCCGACUUGUGACUCCCCAAAAGUCACGGCAGGGGCUCACUCCUGAAAAUGUCUGUAUUCUUGAGUAGUUUCAUCGGGCUGACGAGUACUUACUUGCAUGCAAAGAAUUACUUGUGGGAGUGAGUCCAAAGCUUCUGCCAGUGCUUUUACAGAGUAAAAGUACCUAGAUUUUAUGGAUGUAUUAAAAUCAGGACUAUUGUGGUGUUUCUAAAUUUGCUGCAGAAAUACUGUCAGUUUGAUCCAAUUCCAGGAUUUAUUCCUUUCCCCCGUUCUUAAAAAAGAAAGGGGAAAAAGCUCACUGAGUGUCCUGAGACUUAUUAACAAGUUUAGCUAAACUGACAUUGCUGUUUGCUUCUGAAAUCAGGCCAUCUGAAUUUAUUAAACACUGCUUGGUAGAGUUUGGGGAGGAGGGAUAAAGAUUCUUGCCAUUCUCAUUCCCCUGCCCCCUGCUUUGACUGCACUUUCUAAUCUCUUCAGCUAUGGAGAGACCUGGGGGGACAGAGGGGGUGAAUUUUUUACCUAGAUGUUCCGAGUUCCACAUGGAGGGAAUGGGAAAUACUGCUAACUAUAUUUAAAAGCAUAUAAAUAUGCUCUGACUAUUUUAGUUUCAUAGCAUAGCAUCAGUUACACCCUUUUUAGGUAUGCAUUUAAGUUGUCAGCUCCAUGGCAUCUCUGGUUUUUUCUUUCUCAGCUAGAUGGAAAGAGGUGGAUGCUCCAAUUGCUUGGGCUAAAGCCAGACUUGACAGUUUUCUAAAUCAAACGUAGCUUUGCUGAUAACAGAAGGGUCCGAUUAUUCCUAGUGACCUUUUCUUUGUGUGGUUAGCUGCCCGUGAGGUACAGCACCAUGUUUUAGCAGGCUCACAUUUAUAUUUUCUGCAUUCACCGUGUGGUCUAAUUAGUUGAAGAGCAAACCCACAAAACUGAAAAAUAUCUUUCAUCAAUAUAUCUCCAAAAAGCACAUGGGAUUAAUUUGGCUUCUUUUUUUUCAUGUCCUGGAUCCUGUUUCUGAACAAUGUUAAAAUAUAGUUGGCAUAGCUUGUUCAUUGAUGAUAUUUCUUU
Lepidothrix coronata (blue-crowned manakin) is the source of this 6408-nucleotide messenger RNA. It is a transcript of the gene SLC30A1, whose product is annotated as solute carrier family 30 member 1. Gene Ontology annotation, biological process: zinc ion transmembrane transport; detoxification of zinc ion; intracellular zinc ion homeostasis. Gene Ontology annotation, cellular component: endoplasmic reticulum; Golgi apparatus; membrane. The record is from RefSeq and is a predicted model, not a curated record. The transcript has 2 exons. Bases 1 to 1545 code for a protein of 514 amino acids. NCBI's taxonomy places the organism in Eukaryota, Metazoa, Chordata, Aves, Passeriformes, Pipridae. Gene Ontology annotation, molecular function: calcium channel inhibitor activity; zinc ion transmembrane transporter activity.